UGCGCCUGCGCACCGGAGGCCGGAGGAGUCUUACCCUAAUGUAAGAUGGUGGCCCGUCUGGCUGUGGAACCCACCGAAAGCUGAGAGUCUGUCUCUCAGCCGUAAAGGUCGGACUCGCUGAAGCAAUCAGGCCCGGUUCUGAAGAGUUUUUUCCCCGACACUCGUUCAGUGGUCUCUUGUGAGGACGCGGCAGCGCGUGGAGUCGGCUAAGGGAAAAGCGAGGCAAGGCAGGCGGGUCUUUGAAGUUCUACAGUUUAGUUCUCAGUGCUGAACUUCCUUCUCCCUUAAGUUAUUAUAAACUUUUGCUGCUGUUUAAUAAACGUGAAGAUGUCUCGCAGUCCUGAUGCGAAGGAAGACCCUGUGGAAUGUCCUCUUUGCAUGGAGCCCUUGGAGAUAGAUGAUAUCAACUUUUUUCCUUGCACCUGUGGCUAUCAGAUUUGCCGAUUUUGUUGGCAUCGAAUUCGCACUGAUGAAAAUGGGCUUUGUCCUGCAUGUAGAAAGCCAUAUCCAGAAGACCCAGCAGUUUAUAAACCACUUUCCCAGGAAGAAUUGCAAAGGAUAAAGAAUGAGAAAAAACAGAAACAGAAUGAGAGAAAACAGAAAAUAUCAGAAAACCGCAAACAUUUGGCUAGUGUACGUGUUGUACAAAAAAACCUCGUCUUUGUUGUAGGUCUGUCUCAGCGCCUAGCAGACCCAGAGGUUUUAAAACGACCAGAAUAUUUUGGGAAGUUUGGUAAAAUACAUAAAGUUGUCAUCAAUAAUAGCACAUCAUAUGCAGGCUCACAGGGUCCAAGUGCCAGUGCUUACGUAACCUAUAUCCGGUCAGAAGAUGCUCUCAGAGCCAUACAGUGUGUCAACAAUGUGGUAGUAGAUGGCAGAACACUUAAGGCAUCUCUAGGUACAACAAAAUACUGCAGUUACUUCUUAAAGAAUAUGCAGUGUCCAAAGCCUGACUGCAUGUAUCUACAUGAAUUGGGGGAUGAGGCGGCCAGCUUCACGAAAGAGGAAAUGCAGGCGGGUAAGCACCAAGAAUAUGAACAGAAACUACUUCAAGAAUUAUAUAAGUUAAACCCCAAUUUUCUUCAACUAUCUACGGGUUCAGUUGAUAAGAAUAAGAACAAAGUGACACCACUGCAGAGGUAUGAUACCCCCAUUGACAAACCUUCAGAUUCUCUCAGUAUAGGGAAUGGUGAUAAUUCCCAGCAGAUAUCUAACAGUGAUACGCCUUCACCACCACCUGGUUUAUCAAAAUCCAAUCCAGUCAUCCCCAUCAGUUCAUCCAAUCACAGUGCACGGUCUCCUUUUGAAGGGGCAGUAACUGAGUCACAGUCGUUAUUCUCAGAUAACUUUCGCCAUCCCAACCCAAUCCCAAGUGGGCUUCCUCCUUUCCCCAGCUCCCCACAGACAUCCAGUGACUGGCCUACAGCACCAGAACCACAGAGUCUCUUCACAUCAGAAACAAUCCCAGUAUCAUCCUCUACAGACUGGCAAGCAGCAUUUGGCUUUGGUUCUUCUAAACAACCAGAGGAUGACUUGGGUUUUGAUCCCUUUGAUGUCACUCGAAAAGCCUUAGCAGACCUGAUUGAAAAGGAACUGUCAGUCCAAGACCAGCCUUCCCUUUCACCCACAUCUCUUCAGAACUCCUCUUCACACACUACAACCGCCAAAGGUCCGGGCUCUGGAUUCCUGCAUCCUGCUGCACCAACAAAUGCCAACUCUCUCAAUAGUACCUUUUCAGUCUUGCCACAGAGGUUCCCUCAAUUUCAGCAGCACCGAGCAGUUUAUAAUUCAUUCAGUUUUCCAGGCCAGGCAGCCCGCUAUCCUUGGAUGGCCUUUCCACGCAAUAGCAUCAUGCACUUGAACCACACAGCAAACCCCACCUCAAAUAGUAAUUUCUUGGACUUGAAUCUCCCGCCACAGCACAACACAGGUCUGGGAGGGAUCCCUAUAGCAGGGGAAGAAGAGGUGAAGGUUUCGACCAUGCCACUGUCAGCCUCUUCCCAUUCAUUACAACAAGGACAGCAGCCUACAAGUCUCCACACUACUGUGGCCUGACAACAGAACUGAGAGGAGAGGAUUAGACUCUGGGGUGCUUGCAUGGGCAACCGGAUUUUUGCAUGAUUCCUUUCUGAUUUCGCAUUUAAUGUAUACACCCAAAAGAGCCAAUAUAAACGUUCCUCAUGCCUACAACUAGUGUGUUACCUCAUAGUUGCUAAAGUAUUUCUUCAUUAGGCCCUUAACACGAUUUAUUAGCAUAAUAAUUUUGGCAUUGUUUCUCAUGAGUGAUACUAUUUUUAACUCACACAAAUAAACUUGUAGUACUAAUUAAGAUCCCAGAUGAGAUUAGCUAGAAUUGUUCUUAUUUUGGCUCUAUUACUGAAAUUAUGCAAAGAUAAUGGUAGUUCCUUGUUUUCUGAUUUGUGAAAAAAAAAUGGUAAUAUCCUAAUAUACUCAUGAAAAAAUUGAAAAUUAAGAUAAUGUCUAUUGCAUUUCUUUGAAUACUUGAGAAGAAAGAAAACAUAUAAAACAAAAUUGGUGGUGUUGUUUAAUGCUCAGAAGGAUGUUGUCAGCAAUUAUUUUUAGUUGUAUGGAUUUAUAGCCUAUAUCAAUGCAUUACAUGUUUAGAAACUGUUUUUGUUGUCUCUCAUUUGCACAUUUGCACUUUCUUUUUGAAUGGUUGUUAAUUAUAUUUAGAAGGUUAAUUAUUAUAGACUAAAUGCAAUAUCUCUUUUCUAAUGCACUGCCUAGUAUACCAGGAAAUGCCUCAGAAACAGAAUUUCAACUUACAGUUGAUUUAUCAGAAACUUGAAUAUGGGGUAAACAUUGUAUGUGAGAAGCAACCACAGUAGUGUAACAUUUUUAUGGAACAAACGGUAGUUCUGUGAGAUAUCUGUUUGGAAACCUCAUUGUUUAAUAAUUGAAAUGUGAUAAUAAAGCUAUAUUACAAGUACCUGGCCAGAAUGAGACUAAGGUGGAGGAGACGAGAUUGGGGAUCCUCUAAAAUUAGGCCAUGUAAGUUGUCGUAGGUAAUUUUGAUCACAUAGGAUAGUGAAGUACUUUAUUAGGACAUGAUAUGCAGUGAUGUUUUUGGAUAAUACACAGUUUUUUUCAAAAAUAGUUUUAAAGCUGAUAAAAUAAACUGAAUUCAGUUCUGAGCAGUGGACAAAAGCUGAUUCAGAAAAAAUGACCAUAUUCUGCCUGAUUAAAUAUCUGGGAAGAAUGGGGAAAGUCAGAUCUCUUCUUGACGUUUUCAAAAAACAAUUAUGAUAAAAGAUAUGCCUUUAUUUGUUAAAAAUAUUAAAAGAGUAAUGUGAAUACCAAAAAAGGAAUCCUGAGGAUUUUAAAAUAAUAAUUAUUUAAAAAACACAUUAGGAGAUGAGACUUAAUAUCAUGUUGGCAUUUUUUCAAGAUUACCUCUCUAUAUGAAGUCUGGUUAUUUUCUGUUAGGUAUAAUACAGCAAAUGGAAUAGCUUUGUCCUCAGGUAUAGUGGGUAAACUAAAAUCUGUUCUUUGAUGUCCUUUGAUUUGGUUAACUGAGGUAUAGGAACAGCUAAUUAUCUAGCCAUUUAAAUUAUUUUUGUAAGAUUCUGCAUAAGUGACAAUCUCUAAUUUCUAUUCAAAACUGACUUUAGGGCAGCGUUACAAGAAAUUUAGAAAAUACAAGUAAAACACUGUCGACUUAUUAGACAGAAGCCUUUGACCAUGGGUUAAUAACAGUUUUAUUUUUGCUGUAAGAAGCCAAGACAUCCACUUAAUGUCUUCUGUGGUGCAAGGGUUCCUAGGCUUUGGGGUCCCUGUAGUGAAGCUUACUAGUACAUAGCUUUCUCUAGUGCAAGCCUUUCAUCACCUGGAUCUUCUUACCAAGACAGAUGGUUUCUUUACUUUACUUUACUUCUUUGUGUUGAGAGAGCGAUCUGCCUGUUAAACAAGGCUUCUUUCCUGUGGUCGCUUUCUCUCUCCUUUUUCCUUCCUUGCCAAGGCCAAAAAAUUGUCAGGUAUUUUAUCUAUACUUGCUAGAACCCAAAACUCCCUCCCUGCCUGCUUCUUUAUUCUUCACACUUUUGACACACACCAAACAUCAGGAAAAUGCGUCUUGGGCACUUAGGUUUCAGUUUAAUUAUUUUCACAUUGAAAAGCUAAAGAUUAUCUUUUAACUUUGUAAUUUCGAGCCCUUGUAAGCCUAGAAUAAUAAGUCUCACCAUUUUACUUACCUAGUAUUUCAUAUAGUAUGGUUUUUUAAAAAAGUUAAGUCUUGAAAUCAUGGUGGUAAUUAAUUAUAGUAAAGCACAGAAGAAAUUACACAAUACAUAAAAGAAAGUACCACUUCAUAUAGCAAGUAAGUUGAUGAAGCCAAAUGAUGGUAAAGAAUGAAAAAUUCUAAAAAAUUUCAGAUUAAUUUUUGUUAAAUGAAUGUCUCAUGCACAAGGGAAACUUUUUAUGCUUUUACAUCCCAACUUUUAAAAAAAGUAACUAGUGUGUUUCUUAAAUCAGGAACUGUAAACGCCAGAAUUCAGAACCCUUUGGAUGGACUAGCAAAGUUUUGUACGUAUGUACAGCUGUCCAUAUUUUUCUGGGGAGAAAAUCUAUAGCUAUUAGAUUUAUAAAGGGCUUAGUGAUUCCCCAUGCCACCCCUCACCCCGGGAAGAGAAGUUAAGAACUGCUACCCUGAAAUGACUUCAGUGCCACUAUAGGAAAUAGAGAACUGGAGUGAAUGAUUUAAGUCAUGAUGAAUGUAAAGUGCCUCUUUUUUAUUUUCUUAAAGAUUCCUUUAGAAAAUAUUUUCUGAGUAAUGAUCUUUUCCUUUUCAUUCUACUGUUGCAUGUUUUUCCAGGGGGUGCUUUUGCAUAUUGCCCUUAUUACAACAAAAUAUUAGUCAAAUAUUUGAGAGCCUAUUCUGUAUGGUGACCUUUAGUUAGGUCUUGAGGGCUGAAUAAAGCAUAGAUCCUGUCAUUAAGGAUAACAGUCCAGUGACAGUUUUAUUUCAGGUUGUUUCUGUAGGGUCAGCUCUUAAUAUAUUUUAACAAGAACAGUUGCAGUGGUCUAGACUCAUAUUAUUACUCAUUGCUCUGAUGGUGGCAACAUAGGGUAUUAAAUAUUGAUACCUGAAAAUUAAAAUAUAUGAUAAUUUGGAGGGAGUGAU
Molecule: messenger RNA, 5140 nt
Organism: Lutra lutra (Eurasian river otter)
Lineage: Eukaryota; Metazoa; Chordata; Mammalia; Carnivora; Mustelidae
Gene: CNOT4
Product: CCR4-NOT transcription complex subunit 4
Exons: 11
Coding region: 328-2055 (575 amino acids)
Biological process (GO): protein ubiquitination
Cellular component (GO): CCR4-NOT complex
Molecular function (GO): RNA binding; ubiquitin-protein transferase activity; metal ion binding
Source: RefSeq, a predicted model, not a curated record